UUAACUUGACCUAGUGAGCUAGCGCGUGUGGCUGCUUCGCUAGUUUUGUUAGAGUUUGUUUGAAAUUUAUGCAAGCUGGUCGCUGUAAUUUAAAGGGCUAAAUACUUACAGACUACCUAACUAGCCAUAGAUUGCUAACUAGCUAGCUGGGUUCAUUGAUACAUGAGCGGUAGCUGCUUAGCUAAUGUGGUCAUCGUGAGAAUUUGGGAGAACGGGAGCAUCAGUAUUUUCUUUUCUGGAGGAAGUCCGUUCGCUUAGCUGGCUGGCCACACAGCCUAUGAACUUGCUAACUUUCAGUUUCAAGUCACUGGACAGUGACUGGAAGUGAUUUACAAUCCUGCCGACGUGCUGAAUGCAAGCACUACGGGAACUGUCACACUUUCAAAUGCAAAAAGUAUAAUUAAAAUCAAGCAUUUUUAAUCCGCUUCGUCCGCAACGAUGGCAGGCGUGGUGCGCACCCUAAGCCGGUGUUUGCUCCCAGCCGAAGCCAGUCGGGAGCGAAGUAACAGCAAGGAGAGAAACCGAGAUGCGAACCAGGAGCGGGAGGCGAAGCGCCGGAGCCGCGAAAUUGAUGCCAUGCUCGCCCGCGAGAGACGCUCCGUUCGCCGCUUGGUGAAGAUACUGCUGCUCGGCGCUGGGGAAAGUGGCAAAUCGACAUUUUUGAAACAAAUGAGGAUUAUCCACGGGAAAGAGUUCGACCAGAAAGCCUUACUGGAUUUUAGAGACACUAUCUUCGAGAACAUUAUAAAGGGCAUGAGGGUGCUGGUGGACGCCCGCGACAAGCUGGGCAUCACCUGGCAGAACUCGGAGAACGAGAAGCACGGCAUGUUCGUGAUGUCCUUCGAGAACAAGGCGGGCAUCCCCGUUGAGCCGUGCACCUUCCAGCUGUACGUGCCUGCGCUCUGGGCUCUGUGGCAGGACGCGGGCAUCCAGGAGGCUUACGGCCGCCGCAACGAAUUCCAGCUGGGGGAAUCUGUGAAAUAUUUCCUGGACAACUUGGACCGCAUUGGCCAAUUGAACUAUGUACCGAGCAGGCAGGAUAUCCUGCUUGCCAGGAAGGCCACCAAGGGGAUUGUGGAGCAUGACUUUGUCAUCAAGAAGAUCCCUUUCAAGAUGGUGGAUGUGGGCGGCCAGCGCUCCCAGAGGCAGAAAUGGUUCCAGUGCUUCGAUGGCAUCACCUCCAUCCUCUUCAUGGUGUCGUCCAGCGAGUAUGACCAGGUGCUGAUGGAGGACCGUCGCACCAACCGCCUGGUGGAGUCCAUGAACAUCUUUGAAACCAUCGUCAACAACAAGCUCUUCUCCAAUGUCUCCAUCAUCCUCUUCCUCAACAAGAUGGACCUGCUGGUGGAGAAGGUGAGGAAGGUCAGCAUUCGCAAACACUUCGCCGACUUCCAGGGUGACCCGCACCGGCUGGAGGACGUGCAGGCCUACCUGGUGCAGUGCUUCAACCGGAGGCGGCGGAAUCGCAGCAAGCCCCUCUUCCACCACUUCACCACCGCCAUCGACACGGAGAACAUCCGCUUCGUCUUCCACGCUGUCAAGGACACCAUCCUGCAGGAGAACCUCAAGGACAUCAUGCUGCAGUGAGACCUCCUACCGCACAGGUGGCGCUCUUCUGUUCUCCUGCCUGCCUUGCAUAGCAGCUCUUUAUCCUAAUCCACUUUUUAAGGACAGUAGAUGAAGCCUGUAGUCUGUCAGAACUUUGUUCCAUCUACCAACAGAUGCACUGAUUUUUGCCCAGCAGUCUUUCACAUUUUAAGAUUUGAAUGGGAGAGAGUCACUCCUCUGUUCUGCAAGGGCAAUUCCAACAUCUUCAGAUUUAUGAAACUGAACUCCUUUUGCCCCAGUCUCUCGUAGGGUCUCCUAUGAUAUUUAUGGCUAACAGUAAGUAAGUAUGCAAGUGAAAGUCAUACUCUUGGUUAUGUGAUAGGUUUGCACUAAUAUGCAUGUUGAAUGUUGUCAUGUAAGGUCUGGAAAACCCCUUUGACUUAAGUAGCUUGCUGGAGCAGUCUCUGAUGGCUCGCAAAUGCUUUUCCCCCAUCAUAAGACCUAUAAUCUUUCUAGAAGCUGAA
Megalops cyprinoides (Indo-Pacific tarpon) is the source of this 2072-nucleotide messenger RNA. It is a transcript of the gene gna12a, whose product is annotated as guanine nucleotide binding protein (G protein) alpha 12a. Gene Ontology annotation, biological process: Rho protein signal transduction; adenylate cyclase-modulating G protein-coupled receptor signaling pathway. NCBI's taxonomy places the organism in Eukaryota, Metazoa, Chordata, Actinopteri, Elopiformes, Megalopidae. Gene Ontology annotation, cellular component: heterotrimeric G-protein complex; brush border membrane. The coding region runs from base 439 to 1587 and encodes 382 amino acids. The transcript has 4 exons. Gene Ontology annotation, molecular function: G-protein beta/gamma-subunit complex binding; D5 dopamine receptor binding; GTPase activity. The record is from RefSeq and is a predicted model, not a curated record.